Messenger RNA from Haliotis rufescens (red abalone), 2270 nucleotides. RefSeq lists its product as uncharacterized. The transcript has 10 exons. The coding region runs from base 73 to 1599 and encodes 508 amino acids. NCBI's taxonomy places the organism in Eukaryota, Metazoa, Mollusca, Gastropoda, Lepetellida, Haliotidae. The record is from RefSeq and is a predicted model, not a curated record.
GAGAAGACUAGGAGCAAGUGCGCGGAGGUGCCGAGAUGAGAUGUCCCUGUACACGCAGUUAAUCCUUUUGCGAUGUUGAGAAAGAUGUCACAGAGAAGAUUAUCGGUGUUGUUUGUUGUCAUGGCAAUAGACGCUGUCGGAUCCGCCAUAGUGUGGAGGACGGUGUUCAUGAUGAAGACAAACAGCGUCAUCACCCCGAGUCAGCUAUUCGACAACGUGGGCGGACUCGCCCCUACCACAUCCCUCACAAGUUACUCUUCCGUGUUUGACCUCGCUGCGGCCCACGAUGAGUUCAGAAGCGACGCCAUCGACAACUGGGAGAUCGAAAAUAAAACUGUUGUAAGGCUGUCGGUGUUCAACCUGCACGGCGACGUCAUGUGGUACACCGACCUAGACGGACUCGGCAGUAACCUCAUCAACUGGAACAGAGCGAGCCGUUUUGAAGGCAGUUCCGACCGAAAAAUGGCGGAAAACCAAGACCGCCUGCAGAUCACCUUCAACACGUCUGGGGUGUUUGUGAACCGACCUGACGACAACAUGGGGUGGUUGUGGAUGGAGCAGAUCGCAGAUCACCAGCGGAUCCUCAUCACAAACACAGGCCCUAAAGCCUACCCCACAAGCUUCAUACCAAAAAGCAACUCGGUCCAGGUUGCAGAAAACCGAAACAACCCGACACUUAACUUCACAUUUGCAGCAGGAAACUCCAUUUCUUGGGGGUUCGCCUGGUCCUUUGCUGGCUACGUGGUGGGGUUUUCCCUACAGAGGACGUCAUCCGGUCACCUGACGGAGUUCAGACUCGCCUACAGCGACGAGGACGGAUGUCUCGCCAAGUACCCGGAUGCGUACACAACAUACAAGGACGAUACUGGGACAGAGAAGGUGUUCCUCCCCGUGUACAACAGUGACGUGGCCGAAUUUCCCUCCGUCACCUUCUAUGCCAAAUGUAUACGCAUCUCCAAAAAUAAUGGAAUAGGCCAACCUGCAAUUAUAUUUCCGAUUUAUUUGUCGAAAGAGACCUAUGUGGAAGGUGCAAUGUUUGGGAUACAGUGGGGCAGAGACGCUGAAGAGAACCCACUGAGGGAUGCAUUAAAUGAGAUUGAGGAGGAGCUAACAGUUGACAAGACUGAGACAGCCCAGUACAAGAGUAAGUUCACCAGCGCCGUAGACAACCGAGGCUCAGUCGUCGUAUUCGGAGUCGCAGGCAUCAUCGUAUUUCUCAUGAUCAUCCUCGGCAUCGUUCUCCUCGACCUGUCAACAUUGUCCAGGCAGAUGCGGUUCAUGAAGAGAAAUUUCGGCGACUUUAAGAAGUUGCUUCGUCAUUUGCACUACAUGUACAGAAGCAAGGCCGUGUUUCGUGGAGGUACAAAGAAGACAACGCCGCGCAAGGUUGACGUGAAACAAGUCAAGGUUGACAUAAUUCAGGGAUCAGGGUCGGGAACAACUGUCAAAAACAUAGCGGCAACAUCCUCAUCGAACACAUCCGGCAUGAAAUCGAAACCAGGGAAAACUGGGGUUAAAAAGUCAAAGUUCAAGAAGAGCGUGAAGAACAUAAUCACCAAGAAGAAGACUCCGGUGACACUAACUAAGAUAUCAGAAUGAACCACUCGGCACUUUUCGAUCUUUUCCGUCGCUUUCGUAAGGCAUAAAUAGGCCCAUUCAUCACCACUCGCCUAUGUCUUGCAUUAAAAAAUAUACGGUAACCCAAGACACAUGAAUGUUUUCAAUCAUACUGUUUAAUACUGCUAGUCCCGAUGUGUUUUCAAUAGCAUCUGGAAUAUACAUAUGACAUAUGGGGAAAAUAUACCUGAAUCAUCACGCAACGAGUUGACAAUUCUUCUAGCUAUGCGCGUUUGCGCUUAGACUGAACCCAGUCGCCACGAAAGGGGUAUGAGUCGCUAUUCGGUUUGUCCCGGAAGAACACGAGUUGGUCACGAAUGAAAUGGGUCUGGUUAUGUGUCAAGGCUAUUUACGCCGGGUACGUUUGAUGUUUGUCCAUGUUGUGGAUCGUGAAUACCUUUCGUUAGCUGUUUGUGCCGUAUAAGACAUUCCGUUGUUGUGUCGUCAUGAAAUGUGUAUUUUCGUGACGCGCAUUCCGUGUUCUAGUGACCAGUUGUCAUGGAAACUCAUGCAUGAAUUACGUCUGUUUAUACAUUCCCGUACAUGGCAUUCUUGACUACCUGUGGAAACACGAGCCAAGAAACCGGUGAAAACAAAAUGAUAAUAUUCAUGACAAUAAUAACUGACGAAUCACAAUAAACUACGACUAAGAA